AUGUCGGCGUCGCACUUUCAGACAGUCCAUCUUGAACACCUCCCGCCCAACUAUGACCUCCACAUCGCACUGUACCGGAACGUCACCAACGCCGCUUUUCUGCACUCGCAGCUGCUGGCUGGUAACACGGAUUUCGAGUAUGCGUUGAUUGAUGCUAGUGUGAUCCUAUCUAAAGUUCACAUUCUAGCAGCCGCUUAUCGCGCCGUCAAUGAUCUACUAGAAAACAGACUACGGAGCCGCAAUGUCCACUCAGAGAUCGUGUUCUCACUCUCACCUAACAACAAUAUCGCCGAAUCCUUCCGCCGCUUCGGCAUAACACCCAGCACCACAACCCUCCUCAUCAUCAAACUCUCCACCCCCACCACCUCCUUCCCACUCUCCUCCAUCGCCACACACCUCUCCUCCUCCAUCAAAGGCGAGAACAUCCCCUUCACAGAUGAGAAUCUAGCAGAGACCGUGGAUGAGAAGAGGGUGAGGAAGAUUUAUAAGCUCAAUGCUAGUCAUCCAGGAGGUGGUGGUGGAGGAGGUGGUGGAAAGAACGCUCUAAAUGGGAGUGGAGAGGUAAAUGGGAACGGGAAUGGGAAUAGGAAGGUAGGAGAAGACCUAAGGAGAGAGUUGGAAGUUGGUGUUUUGGGGGCGAUGGCGUUGAGGAGUGUGACGAAUUGAAGCUGUUGGCGAUGUAGAUAGAUUGGCCUGUGGGGAGAAAAAUAAAAGGCAACACUACAGCGUUGUGACGGACGACAAGGAUGAAAUGGGAAAUGAUAGAUAAAAAGAUAGAUGAUGAGUUACGAAUCCAUGAGAUGAAAUGAAACGGAGGAGGUGCAGUGCAGCCUCUGAUCGUACGCGACUUGGCCCUUGCCUUAGGUUGCGAAGAUCUGAAGAGAUAUUGCAUGAAGUUUCUGAAGCCAAUGUUACCUUUUCUGGUCCUUUGUAAUGUCACGAGGAUUCUAAAAAUAAAUUUACUGCUGCAUGUUCAAAUUUGGUUUUUGCAUUUUCUCUAGAAUUAAGC
Molecule: messenger RNA, 1009 nt
Organism: Cadophora gregata
Lineage: Eukaryota; Fungi; Ascomycota; Leotiomycetes; Helotiales; Ploettnerulaceae
Exons: 3
Coding region: 1-666 (221 amino acids)
Biological process (GO): telomere maintenance via recombination; tRNA threonylcarbamoyladenosine modification
Cellular component (GO): EKC/KEOPS complex; nucleus; cytosol
Source: RefSeq, a predicted model, not a curated record